AUGAAGUUCACCAACAUGCUCGUCCUUGGCACUCUCGCCAACGGUAAAUGGCACGCCCCUCCCCCUUCUGGAUACCUCGCCGCCUGUGGCCGUGACUACAGCAUUGUCAUUGGAGACGACAGUUCGACCGCGACGCUCCACGCCAAGGGCAAGAACGACGCCGGCGCUAUGCAGUGCAACGAUUUGAACCUCGGAGAUUGCUAUGGCAACAUUGACGGGAAGCUGGAGGAGCAAUACAAUGGACACAUCGAAAGCAGCUGCAACAACUGCAGCGCUGAGAUUUCGUUUAACCUCGGCGCUGCCAAGGGAUCGGAGCUCUGGUGCUGGUGCGAUGUCGAGAAGGCGUAG
This is a messenger RNA of Anthostomella pinea, 348 nucleotides long. The record is from the annotation of a GenBank genome assembly. NCBI's taxonomy places the organism in Eukaryota, Fungi, Ascomycota, Sordariomycetes, Xylariales, Xylariaceae.